Chelonia mydas (Green sea turtle) is the source of this 12176-nucleotide messenger RNA. RefSeq names its product fibroblast growth factor receptor substrate 2 (gene FRS2). Gene Ontology annotation, biological process: cell surface receptor protein tyrosine kinase signaling pathway. The transcript has 7 exons. Bases 1610 to 3136 code for a protein of 508 amino acids. Gene Ontology annotation, cellular component: cell-cell junction; cytoplasm. Lineage: Eukaryota; Metazoa; Chordata; Testudines; Cheloniidae. The record is from RefSeq and is a predicted model, not a curated record.
CACUGUGUCCUGAUGCAUGAGCUCCAAGGAGAAAAUGUUGCACUUUACAUAUAAAUUAUCAUGUUAUAUUUGAAGAGGACCAAGAAUUUCCAAAACUAAAAUAAUUUUAAUAGUGCUUCCUUGGUCAAACAAACCUCAAAAGCCAACAUUGAGGUUUCUCUUCUGGCCUCUUCUUUCAGAAAGAUAUAGUUUAAACUGACAAGAAUUCAGAGGAGACUAAUACAGUGAUUAGGGGUCUGGAGGGAUUGUUCUAUGAAUGAAGAUUAAAAUAGUUUACACAGGUGUGGACUGGCUAAAUAAUUAUAUCAGAUGGGGUGGACCUGGACAUAUCGGUCUAUAAGUAUCUUGAAGAUGUGAACACCAAGGAAAAAAAGAGUAAAUUGUUCAGAGUGGCACAAAGGAGUGGAACAGGGCAUAGUGUGACUAAACUAAGCAAAGGAAAAUUUAGGCAGAAUAUUAGGAAAAACCUUCCUAACAGAAAGAUGUAUUUGAUAAUGGAAAAGUCUCCCAAAAUAAGUUGUGGAAAGAUCAUUGAGACUGUUAAAACUAGACGUACAGAGGACUGAAAAACAAAAUGCAUGGAACAAUCCUACGCUACAAAGGAGGGAUGGGCUACAUGACCUAAUUGGGUCUCUUCUGUGUCUAACUACUGGGACAAUAGUGUGGCUUAAACAGCUCAAAAUCCUCUUGGAGUUGAUGUCACCUGACUCACAUAGAGGAUGGACCAGUCCAGCAGCCUACAAUGGUGUAAUCAAAUCACAGGAAAGAAUUGAUUAUAUUUUAUAAAUUGUGUUGUGCAUGUUCCCCCAGUUCUCACAACAAACUUGUCUUUAAGAUUAAUUUAGAUUUCUUGCUUCAUAUAUAGGAUUUAUUUUAAUUAUUUCUAUUUUUAUCCCAUUUAAUUUUUAUUAUUUGUAUUGUGGUACCAUCCAAAAACUGCAUUCAGGAUCAGGGUCUUGCUGUGCUAGGUGCUUUACAAACACAGGACUCCAACCUGCAAGUAGUUAUUUCCCCAGUCCUGUACUGAGGAAGUAAAUGGGGACUCCACAUGUGGUCUCUGGGUGUAUAAAUGUGAGUAGCUAUAGGGUCCAGUGUCCAGUUCUGGUGUCUACAUUUUAAAAAGGAUCUGAAAAAUAGAGGGUGCAUAAAAGAGCCAUACAAAUUAUUUGGGGGCUGGGCUUUACAGUGAGACACUUUUUAUAUAGUCUUUUUUUAAUGAGUUUUUAAGUCUUGACCCGUCUUAGUAUUUGUCUUGCCAUUUUCUACUUUUAUAUUUAAUCUUAUCCUUAUGUAGCUGUUUGCAGUAUACCCUUUCUAAUGUAACCCUUGUCUUUUACUAUUGCAUAUUUUACCCAAGUCUUUUCUAUUUUUAAAUUUUGUUUUGAACUCUUGCCUGUUUUCGAGGUGGAUGACAGAUGAAUGAUGGAAAGUUUGUUGCUGCUGAAGGUGUUUGAAUUGCUGCUGAACUUGAUAGAAUGCAAGUUCAAGUGGUUGCUAAUGUGAGAAGACAACAUGCCAUUUUGAAGUAUGACAGAAGUCCUGAUGCUGCAGCAGAGGCUAGGAAUAUUAAUGGCCAAAUCUAGAGAUUACAUGGUCUUCUAAAGAAGCCAUGGGUAGCUGUUGUAGCUGUCCAGAUAAAGAGACUGUCCCAGACAACCAUCGAAACAAGUUUAAGGUCAUUAAUGUAGAUGAUGAUGGUAAUGAACUGGGUUCUGGCGUAAUGGAACUUACAGAUACAGAACUAAUUUUAUACACCCGUAAACGGGAUUCCGUAAAAUGGCACUACCUCUGUCUCCGUCGCUACGGCUAUGAUUCAAAUCUCUUUUCUUUUGAAAGUGGUCGAAGAUGUCAAACUGGACAAGGAAUCUUUGCCUUUAAGUGUGCUCGUGCAGAAGAAUUAUUUAAUAUGCUACAAGAGAUCAUGCAGAACAAUAGCAUAAAUGUGGUAGAAGAACCAGUAGUAGAAAGGAAUCAUCAUCAAACUGAGUUGGAAGUUCCAAGAACCCCUCGAACACCCACCACUCCUGGGUUCAGUGCACAAAGUUUACCUAAUGGGUAUCCAAGAUAUCCCUCCUUUGGAGAUGCUUCAUCACAUCCUUCCAGCAGACAUCCCUCUGUAGGAAGUGCACGGCUUCCGUCAGUAGGUGAAGAGUCAACGCAUCCAUUGCUUGUAGCAGAGGAACAAGUGCACACCUAUGUCAACACUACUGGUGUACAAGAGGAAAGAAAAAAUAGAUCAAGUGUGCAUGUACCGCUGGAAUUAAGGCUUUCUAAUGUUGAAACAAGCAAGACAACAGAAGAUCAGAAUUGCACUGAUGACAGAGAUGCUCAGGUUCUUCUGGAGCCUGAAGGAGUCAAAUUUGUUUUAGGACCAACACCUGUUCAAAGACAAUUAAUGGAAAGAGAGCAACUGGAGCAACUUGGGAGAGACCAAGUUAGUGGCAGCAGUACAAACAACUCUGAAUGGGAUACUGGGUACGACAGUGAUGAACGUAAAGAAACACAUUGUGGUAAUAAACUAGUGUAUGAAAAUCUAAAUAGGUUAUCAAUCCCUAGUGCCUCAGGAGUCAGGAGAGGUCGUCUGACAUCAACAAGUACCUCAGAUACCCAGAAUAUUAACAACUCUGCUCAAAGGAGAACUGCAUUGUUAAACUAUGAAAACUUGCCAUCUUUGCCGCCUGUUUGGGAAGCCCGCAAGCUAAGUAGAGAUGAAGAUGACAAUUUAGGACCAAAGACCCCAUCUCUGAACGGCUACCACAAUAACCUAGAUCCAAUGCAUAAUUAUGUAAAUACAGAGAAUGUAACUGUGCCAGCAAGUGCUCAUAAAGUAGAAUUUACACGACGUCGGGACUGUACACCAACAGUCUUUAACUUUGAUAUUAGACGUCCAAGUUUAGAACACAGGCAGCUUAAUUAUAUACAGGUUGACUUGGAAGGUGGCAGUGACUCCGACAACCCUCAGACUCCAAAAACUCCUACCACUCCACUUCCACAAACUCCAACCAGGCGCACAGAGCUGUAUGCUGUGAUAGACAUUGAAAGAACUGCUGCUAUGUCAAGUUUGCAGAAAGCACUGCCACGAGAUGAUGGUACAUCUAGAAAAACUAGACAUAACAGUACUGACCUGCCUAUGUGAAACCGGGAAGCAUUAAAUCAUUUGCACCUUUUGUGAAGUUUAUAAAAUUGAAGAUGCAAAUACUUCAUUUGCAUUUCUUAACAGUAACGCUUUUUAUAGAGUAAUAGACUUUUUUCUGAAUACUUCAUGUGCUUGUCUAACAAAAGGGAAAUAAUGUAGAGCAGGUACUCAUUAAAUGACACCAUUUUAUUCUACAGUAAUAGUAAUUGUUGUGUAGAAGCAUUGCCACUUUUCACAGUGCCUCUUUACUUGGUUAGAGUUGGAGUGACUGCCAGUUCUGAAGUUAUCAAUAUUCUGGCCAUGUGCCUAUAGUCAUUGUUAUAACAUUUUAUAAAGCCUCUUGAUGUGCAUUAUUAGCUGAUAGCCCUAAUCUUGCAAGGUUGAUAUUUGUACCUUCACUCUCUUCAUUCAUGUGGCCUCCUCCAAUAUGAGAGGUGUGAGUAAUUCAUUAUUCAAUCAGUUUGACUUACAUAAUACAUAUUGGCUCAUGUGAAGGGAUAUAAACACCGUGCUUCCUUGUAUAUGUCAGUUCAUUUUUUGAAGUAAUUUGGACAAGCUUCAAAUUCUUGAAGGUUUUUUUAAAUUUCUGUAACAUUGAGGGGUUACAUCAAGUUCACUUGGUCAGAGAUAGAGUUGGGUCUGAAAUAAGCCAUAAGUCAUUUCCACUAGAAAAGAUAUUUCCAAGUGGUAGUAUCAAGCUUCCUGAACAGUUUUACCGAAUUUUAAUCUGAGUUUUCUGAAGGAAUUCAAAGGUUGAUUAUAUCUGUGAUUUUAAGGUGUUCUCUAAUUUCACAGUCCUGCUCACCUUUCCAUCUUCAUGUGUGGGAUGUCUUUUGACCUAUUCUGUAUUGUCUGUACCUUAAGAACAGUUAAGUUUUGUGUAUAACUUCAAUGAUUGUUUAGGGUUUUUAUGUGUGUUGCUCCUAUUCAGUCUGCACAUUGUCAAAGAAAAAUCUCUUGAAGGUUCAGUGGGAACCUUUUUUACUUAACAGGGUUGCUUUUGUCCAGUGUUUUAUUGUUUUACUUUUUAUGUCUGACAGAAACAUCCCAAAAGUGAUAGUGUCCAGCAGCAUACAGCAUUGCACAAGUGGAAAGGUGUAUUAUGCAUUUUUGUCUUCCUCUGAAGCAUCAAAUAUAGGUCACCAUAGGAAGCAAGGUACUGCAGUUGGUAGUUCAGUGUGACAAAUCUUAAAUUCUAACUGUGUGGAUCUGUAGAUGAUGUACUUGGAUUUAGACCGAAUUAGUUUCUUACAAUAUGUAGAGAAUUUUCUGAAGGUAAUAUCUAUGGGCAUAUAUAUUUUCCCUUUGCAGCUAGUUAACUCAGUUACUCUAAUGGCUUAACUGCUGCUCGAUGUUAUGGUACAUCCAAGUAGAAUGCAUCUGCUGAACAUGCCAGGUAUGCCCUUGACAGUCCCUUGUUCUAUACUGAAUAUUAAUAGAAUUGAUAGCAGUACAGCAGGUGCAGUGCAGGACCAGAAAGAAAACAGAUUAAGCUUGAGCCUGUGAUUUCAAAGGAACUGACCACUAUGUGAACUGGUGUGACGAAUAAUAAUCCUUGAGCUGUGGGUGAGAAAAAUCACAUGCAAGAAACCAUAGGCGAGGUCUUAAAAAAAUGCUAGGGUCCUCAUGUAAUAUUUGAGCUUUCAUAUAAAACAAAACACUAUUUCCAGUUCUUUGAAUUUUGUGGACGGUGUUCCUGUUUCCCUAUUAAAUUUUCCUUUUGUCUUCAGCCAGAUAAAUAGUAGGAAGAGUGAUAGCUGAAAUACAUUUUUCCUGUUCACCCCAGUGAGAUAAUGGCAGCCUCAUUUAUAUAGGUCAGGCCUUUUUAUCCUGAGGGAUUUCCAGUGUUCUUUACAAACUUUAUAAUUCUAAAAUGCAUCUAGGUGCACAAUCCAUAUGCUUCACAGUAGUAAGGGAACAGGAGCCUUAGUUGGGACGUUGUAAGAAAACUUCAUUGAGAUCAAGAAACUUUUCCAUAAUCAUUUCACUAUUAGUCUAUGCACUUGUAUACAUUUUUUUUUUAUUUAGGUGCUCAAAAAGGUGAGGGACUAGUAGCAUUUCACUAGAACCAGAGGUAGUGCAGAUGCAUGGUGCUAUAAGUGUCCCUUGCUCCGCCCUGACAUUGCACCUCUGUUGUGAUUUGCAUCACACCAUGCAUAUACUAAUCCUGGGUCUGUCUUGAAGCAUGAUUGCCAAUUGUUUCAAACUGUGUGGUGGAUGUGUGAAGUGGGCUAGGAACUAGAAUCAGACCGACAAACUGUCGCUAAUUUGUAAACUAAGACAAGAUUUCAGCACUAUAUUUCAAGCAGUUAAAAAGCUAGAACACUUAACUCAUCAGCUAUCUUAUCUAGAGACUUAUAUGGCUCGCAUCACCAUAAUCUAUGAGUGUCUUAAUCAUUAAUGGAUUUUAUCCUCAAACACCCCUGUAGAGUAAGUACUGUCCCCAAUUUACAGAUGGGGGAACUGAGGCCCAGGUAAACUAUACAUGACUUGCUGAAGGUCACACAUUGAGCCAGGAAUUCAACCCCACUCUCAUGAGUUUUAGUCCAGUGCCCUUUCCACUAGAUCAUCCUUCCUAUCCAAGACCUACCAUGGACCAUUCAGAAUAACGUUGUUGCCAACUCUUGCAAUUUUAUGAGUGUUGUAAUAUUUAGUGUUUUUCUUAAAGCCGUAGAUCCUGGAGUUGUGAAUACUGCAAAAUCUCACUUUUUCCUUUUUUUUCCUCUCCCCUUCCCCCCUCCCCCCCAAAAAAAUAAAGUUAAAUUUCUUGCCCUUGGGGAGAAAAGCUUGAAAAUAUGAUCCCUAAAGGAUCAAAAACCAGAAGGCCUCUAAAAAGAAGCCAAAUCCAAUCUCAUGAUUUUUUUUUCUCAUUCAUGAUAUUUGAAUGCUUGGGGUUGGUAAUGCUUUUAAUAUGACAAAUGCAAAAGACAUCAUACUGCACCUAAAGGGAAGAGUAUCUCUAACAUACAGAGUGCAUUUUAGCAUUAAAGAUGUUAAGCACGGUGUUUAGGUUCAGGCUGAUGCCUCCACCCGCAUAUUUUUCAAGAAGUCCCUAAACCUCUUCCAUUUCCCUAAGCAGGUAAGAGAUAGAAACUACUCAAUUCAUCUAUGGCAUUGUUUUUAUUUAAUUUUCCUAUGAAGUAGUUGCACUUUACCCUUGGAGACUUGGUUGUAUCUCAGUCUCUUUGUGAUGUUAAAUUCACUGUCUGCAGAUCUGGGGUUCAGUUUUUAGCUAAAAUUUCUCAACUGUAUUUUUAAGCAUAUUUAUUUUGGACCCACAGGUGUACAGAGCAAGAUGCAACGAAUAUGUAACAGUUCAUUGGAAAAUAACUGGCAUAAUAUGUGAAGAUUACCUAACCAAUGCCCACAAAAAGUGGCAAAUUUUCUUUUAAUUCUGUUUAUCCACAAUGUUCAGCUGCCUCUGCCUUUCAGGCACAUGACAUAUUCCACACUACUAAUCCUCCAAUGUGUAAAGCCUUUAAGCUAGAAGUCGCUCCCCCCUGAUGCCAUGACUAGUAAAAGGUGCGGAGCGUUCAUAUAUUCUACUACAUUAAGUAGCUGCUCUAACCAAUUCUUAUUUGCAGUGUAUAAAAUCUGAGGAGGCACUGUCCAAGACUCCAUUGUUGCAUUGAAAAUGCAGUUAAAGUGGGAAUUUAAUCCAUGGUUACACAAGGGAAAAAUAAGUAUUUCCUUCCCAAAUUGAUACUGCAUACUUAAGAGGUGCAGAGUUCUAUUUUGUGAAAGUUUUUUUUUUCCAGUGAUUCUAUCAAAUACAUUUAAAAAUGACCAAUUCUGGAAAAAUUUGACUGGCUUUAUAAUGUUCUUUUGGUUUCUCCUCAGUGAAGUGUCUAAAUUAAAAAAUAAAUAAAAUGUACUCAUGUACUGAUAAUGUAUUCAGCAUAUGGAAGGUGUUGAAUAUAACAAGUGACACAGUAAGGCCCUAAUCUUGCUCUCAUUUAAAUCCAUAACAAAACUAUUAUCUUCAGUAGUGCAGUAUCGGGCCCCCAAGUAUUUAUCUUUACAUUUUGCACUUAGUCAGAUGUCUCAGCAUUUAAAUAAUAUCAGUGUGUUCAAAUCUCUGACAUUAAAGCAUUUUAUUGCAACAUAGAAUGCAGUUAGUCUGGGCCACAGCUAUGAUAUACAGGGUCCAGGUCAAGAUUUCAAAGCAGGGCCACUAUGUGGCCCAGCUCCCUGCAACAGCCGCAUGAGCAGCUACCACAAUAUUGUUCCUUGGAGCCUCAUUUCCUCCUGUUCAAGGGCUAGUCUCACCCUCCCUAGUGUUUGAUAAUCCAUCACCCUUCACCCAGUCAGGCUUUCAUAUUCACUCAGAGCCCAGACAGGCACUGAAAGAAAUAGAGGCAUCUACACUCAAUUUAUUUAACUUAUGGUAAAUUAAAUAGUACUUCCAUGGGCAUGACAACCUGAAAGUGUUAUCUAAGUGUGAGAGACAGACAAGUAUCCUUGUGUAAAUCAACAGUUGGUUUCAAUGGAGUUAUGCCAAUGUACAUCUACUGAAAAGCCAGCCCAGAAUAUUCAUGUUGGUAUCUGGGGUAGUUCCAUUUUGCCCAGGAUGAGGCAGCAUCAACAGAGGACAGAUUGCCUUUGCCUUCUUUCACUUCAAUUAGAGUAGGGCUGUCAAGUGAUUUUUAAAAAAUUAAUUGUGAUUAAACAAUAAUAGAAUAUCAUUUAUUUAAAUAUUUUGGAUGUUUUCUACAUUUUCAAAUAUAUUGAUUUCAAUUUCACCACAGAGUACAGUGCUCACUUUAUAUUUAUUUUUGAUUACAAAUAUUUGUGCUGUAAAAAACAAAAGAAAUAGUAUUUUUCAAUUCACCUCAUACAAUUACUGUAAUACAAUCUCUUUAUUAUGAAAGUUGAACUUACAAAGGUAGAAUUAUGUGUUAAAAUAACUGCCUUAAAAAAUAAAACAAUGUAAAACUUUAGAGCCUACAAAUCCACUCAGUCCUACUUCUUGUUCAGCCAGUCACUCAGAAAAACAAGUUUGUUUACAUUUGCAGGAGAUAAUGCUGCCCCCUUCUUGUUCACAAUGUCACCUGAAAAUGAGAACAGGCGUUUGCAUGGCACUGUUGUAGCGGUGUCGCAAGAUGUUUGUGCCAGAUGCGCUAAGGAUUCAUAUGUCCCUUCAUGCUUCAACCACCUUUCCAGAGGACAUGCAUCCAUGCUGAUGAUGGGUUCUGCUCAAUAACAAUCCAAAGCAGCGCAGAUCGAUGCCUGUUCCUUUUCAUCAUCUGAGUCAGAUGCCACCAGCAGAAGGUUGAUUUUCUUUUUUGAUAGUUCGGGUUCUGUAGUUUUCGCAUCGGAGUGUUGCACUUUUAGGACUUCUGAAAGCAUGUUCCACACCUUGUCCCCUUCAGAUUCUUAAAUCUUGGGUUAAGUGCUGUAGCUAUCUUUAGAAAUGUCACAUUGGUACCUUCUUUGCUUUUGUCAAAUCAGCAACGAAAGCAUUCUUAAAACUAACAACGUGCUGAGUCAUCAUCCAAGAUUGCUAUAACAUGAAAUAUAUGGCAGAAUGCAGGUAAAACAGAGCAGGAGACUUACUGUUCUCCCCCAAGGACUUCAGUGAGAAUUUAAUUAACACAUUUUUUUAACAAGCGUCAUCCACAUAGAAGCAUGUCCUCUGCAAUUGUGGGCGAAGCAUGAAGGGGCAUAUGAAUGUUUAGCAUGUAGCACGUAAAUACCUUUCAAUGCCUGCUAUAAAAGUGCCAUGCAAAUGCCUGUUCUCACUUUCAGGUGACAUUGUAAAUAAGCCAGCAGCAUUAUCUCCUGUAAAUGUAAACAAACUUGUUUGUCUUAGCUGAACGAGAAGUAGGACUGAGCGGACUUGUAGGCUCUAAAGUUUUAGAUUGUUUUGUUUUUGAGUGCAGCUAUGUAACAAAAAAAUCUACAUUUGUAAAUUGCACUUUUACUAUAAGGAGAUUACAUUACAGUACUUGUAUGAGGUGAAUUGAAAAACUAUUUUUUAUAAUUUUUACAGUGCAAAUAUUUGUAAUAAAAAUAAUAUAAAGUGAGCACUGUACACUUUUUGUAUUCUGUGUUGUAAUUGGAAUCAAUAUAUUUGAAAAUGUAGAAACACAUCUAAAAUAUUUAAUUUCAUUUGGUAUUCUAUUAACAGUGCAAUUAAAACUGAUUAAAAAAAUCAUGAUUAGUUAAUCGCGUGAGUUAACUGCAAUUAAUCGAGAGCCAGAAUUAAGAGUGAACAAGUUUUCAUUGAGUUGUUACUGCAUUGUGUGUGGUGUUGCAUCCCUGAUGUGGAGCUCUGUUUCUUAACAGAACUGCCUGCUUGAUAUAAGGUGGAAUCUGUAGUAGAACUCCAUAUCUGCACUGUACUGUGUUGUUUAUGGCUGCAAAUAAAAAUGAAUGUGAGGAAACAUACUGUAGAGGCUGGUAGUGGAUCUAAUUGGUUUCUUAGAGGAAAAGUUCUUCUCUCUUGACCGUCACUUGAAGAGGUCAAGAAAAGUUUGAGCCUGCUUGUUGGCUGAUAGAAAUUGAUUUUGGCAUUUAAAUGUAGGGGUUUUUCCAUGAAUAACAAUUCAGGCAUUCAAAUUUGACAGUAUUUACUUCAUAAAAAUAUUUAAUCAAGCUCAUGUAAGACGUGUUCAUGUUGAAUUCUUCAUUUACAGUCUCAAAAAAAAAGAGAGCCUAGGGGAAAUUCCAGCACAAAAAACUGCGUUAACAUGGAGUUAAGGUUGCUGAUGUCCAUUCCUAAAUAGUACUCAUUAAAAAGAUAGGAAAUCUUGAGUUAAGGUUCUUUCACAAUCUUUAGAAAAUAUUUCCUCUUCCAGGCCAAAAAAAAAAAAAAAAAAAACACACACAAUAGGAAAUUAAAAUUUACAUAGCAGACUUAACUCUGACCAUACAUGUGUUAAUGUUCCUUGUAAUCGUGCUUUAAGUAUGACUUAAGACAUUUGUCAGAUGUAUUAUUAGGAUAUUAUCCUAAUGUUGUUUACUCCAGUUUAACGCAGUAUUUUGUGUGGAAAUAUGUAGGUAUAUAGGUGAAAAUAUGUCUGAUCUUUAAAAGUCAUGAAACAAGUAUUGGACAUUUUUAUAUUUUUUAUAUAUUUACAAAGGGCAUUUAAAAUUUUUCUUGCAGUUUUAGUAAUUAUCUAGUGUGAUAAUACACAUAUUGUGACAAAGUUUCCUGAUAUAUCCAUUACCUUGGUGUAUUUCUAUUUAAUGUAGCAAAUAUGUAUAUAUACAAAUGAGAUGAUGUAAAAAUAUAAUUAAGAAUUAGGUUGUAUGCUCCUUGGGGCAGGGACUAAGUCUUCCUUUGUGUUUUGUAAAGCACCUAGCACAAUGGGACCCCAACGCUGACUGGUGUCUGAGAAUUACAGUGAUAAAAAUAAGAGAAGAUAAUGAAGAUGCAGGGCCAGAACUUCACCUUUAAUUGAGAAGCAUGAGUACUUAGAUGCCAUGAAGCUCACCUUUCCACUCCCUGAUUCUGGGGGCCACUGUGUGCCUGGCUAUUUCCCAGGAACAUUCUCCCCACUAGCUGCAAACCAGCCCAAAAUCACAGCAGGUGAAUAAUAGAGCAUAGGGGUAUAUCAACCUCCAAUCACAUCCUCUGUGCUUGCUGCAGAGGUGGGGGUGUGAGGCAGGAGCCUCUGUGGAUUACCUUUGUACUGGAGUGAUCUUGAGCUGGAUACACUGUCUCUGGGCCCAUUGAAGCCAACAGAAAGAUUCAUUGCCCACUGAAGCCUACAGAAAGAUUUCUGUUGAUUUCGGUGUCUGUUGGAUCAGGUGCUACCUGCUCAGAUUCUGCUGGCAUUGAGUGCAAAAUGGCUGUACUACACCAGAAGAUCUGGCUGAUCAAGCUAUUCAAAAAUGACCUAAAAAUACUGUAAAAAUAUGAAUAUAUUACCUGUACUAAAAAAAAUUCCUAUUUGUGGUCGCCAGAGUUAAAAUUACAAUAUAAAUUUUUAUUUGUCAUACAUAAGUGUACAUUGAUUGAGCUGUUAUGUAUGAAAGAGGAAAUGACUCUAAAGAGUGUGAAAGAAACAGCUCAGGAUUGCUUUUAUUUUUAAUGCUAGGAAUGGACAUCAGCAUGCUUGACUCCAAAUUAAUGCAAAUGUUGGCAUCGGAUUGUGUAAGGGGGUGUGUGUAGGUGUGUAUGCGCGCACACACAUACAAUAUACUAUAUAUUUGGUACUAACUUUGUACUUUCCCUGAAGUUGCCAAAUCUUUAACACAGACAUUCUCACUUGUAAGAUAUUGGUACUUAAUUACUGAAUGUAUAGGAUAUGCUUCUGGUUUGAAAAGGAAAAUUAGUGUUGUAUGGUAUCCCACAAUGCAGUGUGUCCCAACUGUAAACGUUGCCUUUUUUUGCAUGUAACACCUCAUUCUGUUGUUGCAUCACCUAGAACUGUUACUUCUGAACCAUCAUCUGCAUCUUAACUAAACUGCAAAUUUGCAAUUACAGUACAACUGAAUACAGCUCUAGCAUGAAGCUGACUGGUAGUAAUAGUACAGCAGUCACCAUUGUGCCACAAAUGCAUUUAUUAAAUGCAGAAAUAUAUAUUUCUAUAAAGGCCAAAAUCAUGUUUUUAUGUUCCUUUAUGGUCAUUACAUUGUAUGAUAUUGUAAGAUUAUUUUAUGUUCUAAUUUGCAUUAUAAAAUGUUUUUUCCUACUUAAAGGCAUAAAUAUAACAACUUUGUAUAAAGGUAGCUUUCUAGAUUUUUAUUUCUUUUAUAAAAAUUAUAAAUAGUGGGAGUACCAUUGCCAAAUUGUUUAUAAAAUGUCCAUGAACUUUGCCCUGUUUGGUUAAUCUUUUACAGACAUUCCAUGUUUCUUUUUAUGAGAAAAUUGACACUUUCUGCAUAGUACAGUAUUUUUAUGCUGUUCCAAAUCAGCAUAUUAGAAUUUUAAUUUAAGUUGGGUUUGCAUUUUCAUUACUGAUAGCUUACCAAAUGUUCAUUUUUAAAAAAUGUAUUAUGUAAUGUUGACAACAUUGUCGUCCUCCCUCAUCAGUGCCAACUUCAUUUUUUUUUAAAUUGUAGCAUGGCAAUAAAAAUGAUUUUACAUUGU